Kickxella alabastrina is the source of this 4797-nucleotide messenger RNA. RefSeq lists its product as uncharacterized. Gene Ontology annotation, molecular function: 5'-3' RNA exonuclease activity; RNA binding. Lineage: Eukaryota; Fungi; Kickxellomycota; Kickxellomycetes; Kickxellales; Kickxellaceae. Gene Ontology annotation, cellular component: nucleus. Gene Ontology annotation, biological process: nuclear-transcribed mRNA catabolic process; rRNA catabolic process. The coding region runs from base 11 to 4690 and encodes 1559 amino acids. The record is from RefSeq and is a predicted model, not a curated record. The transcript has a single exon.
GCACAAGAUCAUGGACUACAUCCGGUUCUCGCGCGCGCAGCCCGGAUACCAGGCCAACACGCGCCACUGCCUGUACGGGCUGGAUGCAGAUCUGAUCAUGCUCGGGCUUCUGAGCCACGAGCCGCACUUCUCGCUGCUGCGCGAGGAAGUUCUGUUUGGCGCGCGCGCGCGCAAGGGCACGACGUCGGCUGAUCCGUCGAUGCAGGCAUUCUAUCUUCUGCAUAUCUCGAUAUUGCGCGACUACCUCGACCAUGAGUUCAGCGGGCUCAAGGCUGAGCUGGGCAGCUCGCAGCAGUACACGACGAUGGAGCAGGGCCAGCUGGCGGGUCCCCAGGACGACAGCGGAGACAGCAGCAAUGCGUUCGAUCUCGAGCGCAUCAUUGACGACUACAUCCUGAUGAUCAUGCUGGUGGGUAACGAUUUUUUACCCAACCUGCCCAAGCUGUCGAUUAAUGGCGGCGCGCUCAACUUUAUGUUUGCGACAUACAUGCGCAUCCGCCCAUCACUCGGCGGGUACCUGCACGACAACGGUGUGCUCAAUCUUGAGCGAUUCGAGCUGUUUAUGCGCGAGGUGGCUAAGGUCGAGGUCGACUCGUUCAAGCUCGAGGUGGCCGACCACCAGUGGUACCAGGUGUACAAGCGCAAGGCAGUGCAGCGCGGUGAGACGCCCGAGGCGUCGAGCAUCGUGGUUGACAACGGGUACGGCGGCGCCAGGCGCCAUGGCAAAGGAGGCCACCGGCACAAGCGCCACGGGCUCGGCAUGAACACCGACAGGGUCAGCGAGAGCGAGAUGUUUGAUCUCGGGCCGGAGGUGCUAGGCGAGACGACGAUCCCAAUCAAGGGCAAUAAGCUUGUGAUCUCCAAGAGCCAGCAGGCGAUGCUGGAGCUGAUCCGGCGCUUUGCUGUGCGCGCACUACCCAAGGUGGCGGCAGCAGGCGAAAAGGUACAGAUGCAGUUUCUACCCGGGCCGGCGACGGCGCUGGACAACCUGAUUGUGACCAAGGCGGCGGAGCAGCUGGAGCUGCACGUCGGGCACGAGUACGCACACGACGGCGCGAUGACGCUGUACGUGGCGGCCGGCAGCGAGCGGGCACUUGCCAAACUGGAGCUCGAGGACAGCGAUUCGAACGACGACGACGCGGUGGUUCUCGGUGGUAUUGGGUUUGUGCGUGCCGGCGUGUCCGCAGCGACUCCCUACAGUGUCCUGGGCGCGCUUGAGGACACCGAUGACGGCAGCGGCAGCACCGGCUCCGAAGAUGGCGACAGGUCUGCGGUGCCCGAGUUUGUCAAGCAGGUCAGCGACACAGACGACCAGCCGGCAGUCGUCGCGUACGUGGGCGCGUGCCUGGGCGAGUUCGACGAUGCGGUGGUGGUUCCCGACGGCGAGCUGGACGACUACACGCGCAAGGGCGACAGCAGCGACUUUUGGCAGCGGUUCGAAAUGUGGAAGGGCGGGUACUACCGCGCUAAGGUCGACGCGUCCUACAACGUGCCGACAGUGGGGGCCAACGCCGGCGCGGCGCAGGAGUUCAGGCAGGCGCCGGCGGCCGUCGAGCCGAUGUGUAGCCACUACAUCAAGACAUUACAGUGGGUUCUGCAGUACUACUACCACGGGUGCCAGUCGUGGUCGUGGUACUACCCGUACCACUACGCGCCGUGCAUCAGCGACAUCUGCUCUGGGCUGGCAGCGUACAAGGUCGACACGUUCCCGCAUGACGAACCGUACACGCCGUACGAGCAGCUGAUGUGCGUGCUGCCGCCGUACAGUCGCAAGCUGCUGCCGGCGCCGCUGCGCGCGCUGAUGGUCGACAUGCACAGCCCGAUCCGUGAUAUGUUCCCGACGUCGUUUGACGUCGACAUGAAUGGAAAGAAGAUGCCAUGGGAGGCUGUGGUGCUGAUCAACUUUGUCGACGUCGACCGCAUCCGCGCGGCCAUGCUGCCCAAGCUAGCACAGCUGUCGGACGACGAGAUGCGUCGCAACAGCCGCGGCACCAACAUGACGUACUCGUACGCGCCGCUCAGCAGCGAGGCCGACGCUGAGGCCGACGCCGAGGCCGACGCCGAGGACGCGGUCGACGUGCCCUCGUACACGCCGCCUAGCAACCUGCGGUUCCCGCCGAUCCGGCCGCUGAGGUGCAAGGGCAUGCUGUACGUGCUGCCGACGCUGGUGCGCAAGGGCGGUCGCGAGCCGCCGCUGCCGCUGGUGCGCGGACUGGUCGCCGGCGCCGCCACACGCGCGCUGCUGCAGGCCGGGUUCCCGUCGCUAUUUUCGGCGGCGCACAUAGCGCGGCUCAUGUUCAACUCUACCGAGGUGUUCGGGUCGCCCAGCCGCGACGAGUCGCUGGUGGUUGAGCUGCAGCCGGGGCCGCUCGCGGCGGCCGGCACAGCAGCGGCUAUCGCCAAGCAGCUGCUGUGCGGCAGCGAUGCGGCACAGCGCGUGUUUGUUGCGUGGCCGUACCUGCGCGACGCAGUGGUUGUCGGCGUGUCGGACGUCGAUGGCGUGUAUACGGCCGACGCCAGCGGUGCGCACGUUGCGUUCGCCGAGCACGCGGGCGCCGGCGAGCGGCAGGUAUGGACCAAGCGCCUCAUGGACGCCGUGUACCACGCCAAAAAGAUGCAGGCCGUCAUUGUCGGCGAUGAGCCGCGUGUGUUGCUGCACGUGCUGCACCUGCGCGGGAUGCAGCUGCUGGCCGACGGCGCGCUGGUGCGCGACUACGGGCCCACGGCGGCUGCGAGCGCAAGCGCCGGGCUGGCGCAGUGGGCCGCGCUUGGCGUCGAGCCGUACCACGCAGCGCUCGUUGUGUGCGACAGCACUGGCGCCUGGGCGCGCAACCCGCGGUUCGCCGAGCGCGCGGCCGUGGCGCUGGACUCCGCGCUGCCGGUGCGCGACCGCAUCUUCUACCUGGGCCGCUCGCGCCACCUGUACGGCGCGCCCGGCAAGGUCACUGGCUACAGCCGCGACACCGCCGGCACAGCCAUCGGCGCGCACGUGCAGCUCAUUGAGCCGACCGACGCAACCGCAGAAGCGCGCGCCAACACCGCCGGUGUCACUGCGCUGGCGCACCACGCGCGGCUCGGCGGCGAGCGCUACCGGCCGUCGUUCGUGGUGGCGCGCGAGCUGGGGCUGCCGCCUUUGCUACUUUCGCGAAUCACAUCCAAGAUGAUGCUGCAACACGGCGACACGCGCAUACCCAUCGGGCUGGAUCUUAAGUUUGAGGCCAAGCGCCUCAAGGUGCCCGGCUACACGCGCCGCGGGCCCAACGGCUGGCUGUUCUCGGACCGCGCUGCGGCACUGGUCGCCAAGUACAAGGCGGCAUUCCCUAGUAUGUUUGCGCGCCUGGCCGCCGACCGUGGCAAUGACAUGAUGGCUGCGUCGCUCGCGCUAGGCGACGGCAGCGGAAAUGGCGGCGGCAGAAACUCUGCGCAGGUGGCCGCCGAGGUCAGCCGCCUGAAACAGUGGCACAAGGCCAAUGUCGACAGCGCAGCGCUGGCGCCGGUGCCUAUCGAGUCAGAGCUGCUGACUGGCGACCAGAUCGCUGCCAUUCUGGCCACUGCCACCACCAGCGCUGCGACGCGCAAAAUACCCCUGCGCAACGUGCGGCGCGAGGCGCUGCUGCGGCCGGCCGAUGCACAGUACCUGCUGUGUGCGCAGGCGCUGAUGGUUGGCCACCGCGUCGUGUACGUGUCAGAUCGCAGCAGCAGCGUGCCGCUUGGCGCCAAGGGCUACGUCGUCGCCAUCCACGCGCGCGAGGUGGCAGCAAACAGCCCACAGCAGCCGCAGCCGGUGGCCGGCGACCAGCACAUGGCGCGCAUGCACCAGGAGGGCGUGCCAGCCGAGAUGAUCCACAUGAUCGAGGUGGUCUUCGACCGCGAGUUCCUCGACGGGUCAACUCUGGACGAUCGCUGCCCGCCGCGCCGCGGUGCGCUGGUGCCCCCACACCACGUGCUGGACCUGACCAGCCAGGGCCUGGCGCAGUCGACUGCCCCGGCCACCGCCGCAGCGCCGCGCCCGGUCAACGUUAUCCGCCCUGCGCCCGACACCGUGCACAGCGCGCAGCGCGCCACUCGCGCCAACGCAUCUGCCGGUCAGACCGCCGCCGUCGCCGCCAAGGCGCGCGCGAUGUUUGCCCGGCCGACCGGCGUGCUGCCAGACGGCACCACUGCAGUGACCGUACCUGAGCCGCGGCGCGCGCCGUGGGCCAACGGUAGCGCCAAGGACCAGGAGGACCACGAGCACGCGAGCCGCAUCCUGGCGCAGCUUAUCAAUGGUCCCAAACCCGCCCGGCCGCAGCACGCACCGGCAGCCCCGUUGGGCGACCAGGCGCGCGCACAGAGCAUCAUCAGCACGCUGCUCGCGGGCCCGAUGGAGGCCAUGUCCAUCGGCAGCAGCCCCAAGGUCCACAAGCCACUUGUCAUCGAAGAGGAGUACUUCAGCGAUAGCAUGGAUGAGGACGAAGACGAGUCCAGCCAGGCCGCCCUGCAUGUUGCCAACCGCAGCGAGCACGCAGCGCCCGCCCAGGGUUACAACCAGGUCGGCUUUGACUACAGCGUGAUCAACUCGCGCGGCCGCGGAGGCCGGGGCGGCCGUGCCCGCGGCAGAGGAGCCAGGGGCCGUGGCAAUGCGCGCGGACGUGGACGCGGUGGCGCUAACGCUAACACCAACAGCGCCAGCCCUCAUAGCAACGCUUAAGGCGCGCCUGCAUCUACAUGUUUAUUUUUUUGACAUAGUAACUUAGUGCGAAUCUUAUUAUAAAAACUCGAUAAAACAAAAACUACACAAGUUGCUCACAAUAAUUC